Molecule: messenger RNA, 2457 nt
Organism: Rotaria sp. Silwood2
Lineage: Eukaryota; Metazoa; Rotifera; Eurotatoria; Philodinida; Philodinidae
Source: the annotation of a GenBank genome assembly
AUGUAUCAACAUCUCCGUAUCGCUCUUGAACAUGCUCAAGAACGAUUACAAUAUAGGCAAGAACAAAGUAAUAUCCGUCGUCGUCGUCGAAAAACAAUUGAAAUAUGUUCAACCACAGUUGCUCAGGAUUCUGUAACAACAUAUGAUAAUCCAAAGGAGAAAGGGUCAAACGAUCAUCUCGAGAUGAUACAACAACUGUCAACUGAUCCUGAAGAAACAUCAGAUAUUGACGCUGAUUUCGAUCUUAUUUCACUUGAAGAGGAUACAAUUGAACUUCCAUCUGGACUUAAUUCAUAUUGUGAAGUGCCUUUUGAUGAUCAAGAUGAGCCACUCGUAUUAGAUGAUUUAUUCCCACCGAAUAACAAUCAAAAUAGUUCUUAUCUCCAUUCACAUACAACCAUCAAAACACACGAUUUUUGUGGACAAUUAAUUGAAAUUUUUAGAGAUGCUAAUAUUAGCAACAUCCAUUGUUCACGUUUUCUUCGGGUGAUUAAUGGAGUUCUUCCACAACCUCAUAAUUCACCAACAACAUUAAAAGCUUUAUAUAAUUCAAUGCAAGGUGUUCCAACUCGAUCUGGUGUAAAUUACAAACUGGUAGUUUAUGGACUUACUGGUGAUUGCCCGGCAAUCAAGCUUGCAACGAAACAUGUUAAUCAUCAAGGUUAUUGGUGUUGUUGGUUUUGCUACAUACAAGGUAUUCAUAUUGAUAACAAAAGACAAUAUUAUUUCCAAAAUGAACUUGUUCUUCGAUCAACAACUGAAUAUGCACAUUAUUCAGAGAAAGCAGAAAGAACAAACAAAAAUAUAUUUGGUCAUCUUGGUGUUUCUCCUCUUGCUACCGUUUUUAAUAUCCCUUUACCACGUUGUUUAAUUAUUGAUUAUAUGCAUGUGUCGCUUCUUCGCCAUACACGCACUGUUAUUCAAUAUCUUUAUCAAAAAUAUUUAAAACCGAAACAAAGAAAUGAGCUAGAUGAGCUUUUUCGUCAUCAACCUUUUCCCCAUUUCUGCAACCGCAAAAUGCGUCCCGUUAAAGAAUUUUCAGCAACAGAAUUGCGAAAUAUGUUAUUAUAUGGUCUGUUGCCGCUCAUUCGAUCAUUUCUGCCUGUUGAUUUAGCUGCUCAUUUAUCACUUUAUGUAACAGCAAUGCGGUUACUGCAUGGACCUCGUAAACUUGGUGAUGAUACAGAAAUUGUAGCUAAUGAAUUGAUGAACGCUUACUAUAAAGAUCAUCAAUUGUUCUAUACAAAUAUUCAACAUUUUGUUUUGCAUCUACAUUGUCAUUUGGCGGAUCAAUAUUAUUUGCAUGGCAGUUUAUCUAAUCUGGGUGUUUUUGGUCAAGAAUCAUUGUUGGGGCACUUUGCUAAAAGUCGGCAUGGAACACCAAUGACAUCACGUCGACAAGUGGUUCCUCGUCAUGUUUUUACGCCUACUCAACGUACACCACCACCAAGUCAUUAUUUACUUGUUUUUGAAGAUACUAAUUCAUAUCAAAUAGCUGCACGAUCAAGUAUCAAACAAAUAACUGGCGAUGUCGUGUCUAUAAUGAUUCGUAAUAAACUUGUAAAAGCAAAAGCAGUCUGCCACGGUUCUCUUGAAGACUGCAAUACCGAAUAUGUUAGAUUAACUCGCGUAUCACAAAAUGAAACUGAUGAACACGAUGAUGUUGAUUCUGAAAAUGAUAAAUUGACUAUCGACGAUUGGCCCAUGAACGAUGUUAAUGUGUAUUCAAAACCUGCGUCAUCAAAUUGUUUAUCAUCAACUGUAUCAUCGUCACCAAUCUUAACAAGCAUUCAAUCACCACGACAAAUAUCUGAUAAAGGUGAUCAAAAUGUUCAAAUUGAUAAAGCUGAAAAUAUUCGUAUGAAUAGCAAGAAUUCUAAUAUCUUGGAAGACAUUGAUAAUCGAGUUGGUGAAUUGAGUGAAAAAUUCGUAUCAACUUCAUCCAAGAUUGAUCAACAAAUGCAACGGCUUUCCACCAAAAUUGAUCGUUUUGCUUCAACUGUUAAUAUUAAGGGUUUUUGGUUCUACAAUAAGCAUGCUAUUGAAUCGUAUAUUGAUAAAUCAGGUGAACAUUUUCCAUCUGAAUACAUGUUUGGAGAAAUCAAUUUACUUGAUGUUAUGGCUACGGAUUAUGGAGAUUAUGCCCGACAAAUUUUACAAAUUAUUUAUACUAGUGAUGAAUUAAAGAAUUCUAUUCUGCCACCAGGUAAACCACAUCUUGCUCGUCCACCUCUGGCCAAAGAUCGAUUCAAGAAAUUUCUCGAGGCUGUUCGAUACAAGUAUAAACUGGACUCGAUUAAUUUUGGGCUAUUUUAUCGAGGACUCUUGCGACGAAAACUCACUGACUUUCUAAUCGAAGAACGUCGACGAGAACCACUCAAACAGGCUCGACAGUCACUUAAACAAAGUCAAGCACAACGAACUAGUCAAUCAAAUUUUGACGAAACAUUUGGAUGA